Centruroides sculpturatus (bark scorpion) is the source of this 2402-nucleotide messenger RNA. It is a transcript of the gene PRL-1, whose product is annotated as protein tyrosine phosphatase type IVA 1-like. Gene Ontology annotation, cellular component: nucleus. Gene Ontology annotation, biological process: protein dephosphorylation. The record is from RefSeq and is a predicted model, not a curated record. Lineage: Eukaryota; Metazoa; Arthropoda; Arachnida; Scorpiones; Buthidae. The coding region runs from base 717 to 1241 and encodes 174 amino acids. The transcript has 7 exons. Gene Ontology annotation, molecular function: protein tyrosine phosphatase activity.
GUGACGUCAUCGUGGGUGGCCAUUUCGUUCAUUCGGCUGCAUUUUGGUUUGAGUCGUUGUCUGCCGCGGGUAAAAGUGGAUAACGAGAAAACAAUUGCGGUUUCAAUGUGUAGCGACGAAGUAAUGACUUCUUCAUAUUCAAUCAUUCUUCGAAUUUAAGCCUAAUAGUCAUUUCCUCCAGCCUUUGACAUACAAAAAAGCUUCUCGAAUAUUUUCUUUUAACCUGGCAAUUUAAGCAGAUAAAACUAGUUUUAUCAACGUUGAGAAAUAUCACAGCCUUUGAACAAUUUUACAGAAAAAAUACUAUUCUCUUUGAUGGAAUAUUUGAAAACAACUGGAGAAUACUGCAGGGCACAGCACAAAUAAACUAUCUGUGAGUGUACAUAGUAUAUCAUCCUGGCUAACUGUCCUGCCAUUUUGACACAUUCUUCAUAUUAUCCAUAUGGGGUAAAUUACACUAUACUUUUGGCAUUAGUUUGUUUGGCAUCAACUUGGUGUCUAAAGGUUGGUGUAAAGAAAACAGUAAGACAGAAGAAAGGUGUACCUUAUUUAUUUCUUUCACUGGCAAGAAGCAUAUCUACAAACGAGAAGGAAUUGCUCAGUUAACUUUUUUUCAGCAGUGAAAUUAACUAUAAAGAUUAAAUAAGUUUACUUCAGGGAUAUUAAUCUUUGGUGGUUGACUGACCAUCUUAAUUGCUGUUUGCUUUAUACAAGGAAUGACAACAAUGAAACAGAAGACAAUGCGUCCAGCACCGUCCGAGAUAACCUACAAAAAUAUGCGGUUCCUGAUUAUGGACCGCCCUACUGAUGCAACUGUACCUGCCUUCUUAGAGGAAUUACAGAAGAGAAAUGUGAAAGAUGUUGUAAGGGUAUGUGAACCCACUUACAAAACUGAUCAGUUGGAACGUGAAGGCAUAUCUGUAUUGGAUUGGCAGUUUGACGAUGGUUCUCCUCCUCCAGCAAAAAUUGUAGACGAUUGGUUUCAGCUUCUAAGAACGAGAUUCAGAGAAGAUCCGGAAUGUUGCAUCGCUGUCCACUGCGUUGCAGGGUUGGGCCGUGCUCCGGUAUUGGUCGCUAUAGCUCUUAUCGAAUUGGGGAUGAAAUACGAGGACGCGGUCGAGCUAAUUCGACAGAAGCGCAGGGGAGCCAUUAACGCCAAGCAGUUGUCGUAUUUGGAGAGGUACCGUCCCAAGUCUCGUCUGAAGAUCAAAAACGGACAUAAGCAAUGCGUGAUUCAGUGAAGGAAAUUACCGCCUCUCGGUCCCAGCCGUACCCCAUGACACGAGCCAGGCUAUCUGUCACACAAUAAAAAAGGAUCAAUUUUGCUACAGUUUCUACGAACGCGAGGGACUCGAUUUUUUCCUUUUCUUUUUACGUAACGGAACGACUCUCGUUCCAGCACUCGGAUUUCGUUCUCUUAGAACUGGUUUAACCGAUUCGCCAGUCGGUACGGCUUAUUGGUGGGGCAGCGCGCCAAGGUGUUUCGCUAAAUGUUCCAGUUACUUUCCCUAACGAAUUUUCACCGUUUGUAUACCGCCGGAGCUAAACGAUAUCUAGUUAGUGGUCUUCCAAAUUCACCCUCGGACGUCCUCUCUCGUCUACGUAACAUUUACCCUCGCCUUUUUUUCUUUUAACGUUUACACCUGUCGGAAAAUGUUUGCAAUCGUCACACGGCUUUCUGUGGUAUAAUUUUUUAAGAUUCGGUUGUCCGAAGAAGUGUCAAAAUGUGCACUACGCCUCCUCGUCACCUUAGAUAUAAUAAGUUUUUAAUUAAUUAUUUUUCGUAAGUCCUCGAACGUCGGUAGCGAUUAGGUUUCAAGUAUUUGUAAAGUAGUUAGGUGGGGUCGGAGGACUAGCGCGCGACGGAGCGAACGGAAUGGCGCCCCGCCACCCGGCGGGAGUGGAAGACCGGACGUCGAGUUUUGCGGCGGUCGGAACCGCGGGCGAGCGGUCCUCCGCCCGUUUUCUCGGUUUACCCGUUCGGAUUAGUAAAUGGUCGACACCCGUGUAAAAAACAUUUGUGUUAACGAAAUUUUACUCGAGAAUGAAAUGUAACGCAGUGUAAUUUUGCCGUAUUUUAAUAAACUAGUUGUCGAAAGUCCCAUAGUCAGUGAUUGAGCCAAUCUCCAACACCGGGCACGCGUCGAAGGCCACCGUUCCGUUUUUUCUUUUUAAAUUAAGCGCGACGAUUUCCCCGGGACGAUAUUUUGUAAAACCGCGAUUCGUUAAAACGUUUUAAUGAGGAUUUUCUAAAUUAACGAAUUCUACUUAAACUUUCAAAAUUUCUUUAAGAUUUUUUAUUAAACAUUUGAUGGAUUUGAAAACUUUCCAUAUUCAAUGUAAGUGGAACACACACGUUGGCUAAAUUGUAUAUUUACCAAUAAACUUAGUUUCAAACCCGA